AUGGUAUCACGCACGCAAUGUGGAAUACCUCUUUCUUUUGCAGGAGGUUUAAACGUAAGUCUUUCAGAAGACAUGGAAGAUGUUGUCUAUCGCGAGAUGCAGUCAGGGAGGGAGGCCAUCCCUGGUUUGGAGCGGAAGUUUAGUAUGGUCAUGAAGGAUUUGUUUGAAACGGAGCUUCUGUCUAUUUUUUAUCUACAAGAUCCAUAUGCUAUAUUUUCUGGAAAGCUCAAAGCGAAUUUGGUCGGAAGUGUCAGCGAAGGAUUUGGUAUUCCUGAAUAUAUUCACUGGGAAGAAGACAGUUCCUCCAGAGUUGCUGUUCGUGAUGAGGCAGAUUUUAACCUUGUCUGGAGUUGGCUUAAACUUGGAGAGGAUUAUCCAAGUUGCAACUCAAAAACUCAACUGGACGGUGUGGUCGAAUUCAGCUCUUAUUUCCCAGGUUAUGCCAUGGUCAAGUUGGUGGCUAAUGAAGCAAUAACCCGCUGGAUAGAUCUUUCCAACACUGCCGUUAACGGUGAUGGAAGCAAAGUCGAAGUCUACCUACAUCCAUCUGCUGUCACUGAUGAAUUUUACAUGUCUUUGCAUCUGAGAAGUGUACUUAGUAACUUGAUCGUGAACAGCAUUGGAGAAAGUAAUGACAAAAAUGCAAACUGUUUCAAAUCUGAUGGCAACUUUGACAGAGAGGGAGGUGAAGAAAGCUCUAAUUGUGACCAAACAAAAUUUAAGUUACCGGUAGAACUUUCCUCACAUAAAUUCAGCAAGUCUGCUUACAAAUCUGGAAGGAACCAGAUUUUGUUUUUAGUUGAUGAAGGAGGACCAGCUGUAAAUGUUACUGUCUUUUCAAGAGAAGGUGGAGGUACUAUGCUGGAUAUGGCAUUAUGCCUAUCACUUCCUUCUUGGCCAACAGUGGCCAGUGAGUGGAUAUCAAGGCACAGACGAAGUGGUUGGCCAAGCCAGGAAUUGGUAUCUGAAAUAGUAAAUGAAGGAUGCUCACUGGUCCCUGUUAGUCCAUUGAGAAGUCAGACUGGCUUGGAAUGGCGCACAUCCUUUAGCUUGGCAGAAAAGAAGCUUGCACAAUCAUUGAAUGAAUGCCAGAAGGCCUGCUAUUUGAUUGUAAAAGGAAUCUGGAGGCAUUAUCUUAAACAUCCAAGUAAAAGAGGAUUGCAGUCUUAUCAUCUCAAAACAACAUUGUUUUGGGUGUGUGAAGAAGUGCCUACAAAUGAGUGGAGAAGAGAAAAAAUUGGUAUCGGAGUACUGCAAAUAUUACAGAAACUGUACUACUUUCUUGUUAACAUGUUGUGUCCACAAUAUUUUAUUCCAGAAAAUAAUCUUUUUCAAGACAUCGAGGGAGAUGUGCUGAUGUCCACCCUUCAAAGAAUCUCUAUAGCCAUUUUGUCAAGGCAGCAAGUUUGGUAUGACAAUCCUGGACUUUUGACCAUGUUGCCACCAGAAAACUCUAGGAUGCACCUGACCAAACUCGAAGACCAGGCCUUCCGAGAGGCCAUUGAAAAUGUUUAUAGCUUUUGCUUCACUUUUGCACUGCAUGAAGAUGAAGAACAAGCUGAAGAUUUUGAAAAAAUGCUGGCUCUCCGUGUGAAGGAAGCCUUAGAGAAAUGCCUUCAACCUCAGGGGUUUUGGCACCAUUUGAUUGCAGUCUUUUUUGCCAUUUUUGAGAAGGCUGUCUUUCAACAAUACUGGGAUUCCUGUGCUGCUAUGAGGAGAUACAUUGGUGGAAGGAUUCCCCCUCGAUUGAUUGCUCUAAAGAAACCAAUUCCUUUGGAUCUGAUCAUCAAACUUUGUGCGUGGCUGGAUAUGUUCAAGUUUAGUUUCAAGUUAUUUGUUAAGUUUGUCAAUGAAGAAGGAAUGAAAGAUCUGACGAAUUUUGAAAACAAUGAAGACCAAGAGUCAUCAAAGGAGGACAGUGAUUCCGAAGGUACGGGCAUCAUGGGAGACUUUUCACAUCACAUCCUUUCAAAUCUAACCCAGGCAUUUAUGGAAACUGGCAAGUUUGACAUUGAAAUGACUUCUGAUGAUGAAAGUGAAGAAAGUGAAGUUGAUGAGGAAAACAAGGACUGA
Molecule: messenger RNA, 2073 nt
Organism: Pocillopora meandrina
Lineage: Eukaryota; Metazoa; Cnidaria; Anthozoa; Scleractinia; Pocilloporidae
Source: the annotation of a GenBank genome assembly